Molecule: messenger RNA, 5067 nt
Organism: Anopheles nili
Lineage: Eukaryota; Metazoa; Arthropoda; Insecta; Diptera; Culicidae
Product: tubulin monoglutamylase TTLL4-like
Exons: 7
Coding region: 152-4075 (1307 amino acids)
Biological process (GO): protein polyglutamylation; microtubule cytoskeleton organization
Cellular component (GO): cilium
Molecular function (GO): tubulin binding; tubulin-glutamic acid ligase activity
Source: RefSeq, a predicted model, not a curated record
AACAUUGUGACCUGGGGUUGUCCGUCAUCAGUCUCUGCAUCUGCGCACCGACGUGGAGCUGAUCCCGUCGGUCAGUCGCGCACAUUCCGUUACGGUAACACACGGCCAUUGGAUUUUUGCACCGGUUCGGAAGGAGUGUUAUACCGAUAAUAUGUUCGAAAGCAUUCUUAAAAUACUCGUUACGUUGCUGUACUCCUGCUGUACAUGGUUUUGGCAAAAUAUAACUACCAAAUUUGCGACCAUUAUGGACUUCAAACAAAACGGCUCAACGACAUCGUCACAACCCCCUCACACCCAAUCAGCCGUAAGCGGUGGACUUUACGGAACCGAUGGCCGUAACGGAAGCUCAGCUAUUCGCCUGCAAUCCUUGAAACAACAGCAACCAGCCACGACGGGUACGAAUGGCCCAGUUACGAUGAAUUCCUCGGUCACCGGUUCUGCUCCAUUGCGCCGGAGAUGCCGCAGUGAAAGUCUUCCAAUGGCACCAUUUCUCUACGGGAGCACGGAUCAGCAGGGACCCAGCAAAACUAGGAAAAUGCUUCCAGGGAAUAGCCAUCAGUCCCAUCACCAUCAUCAUCUCAACCAUCAUAAGCAGAAGCUGUCUGGCGGAGGAAACACGACGAUGUCCUUACAUGAUCACCAAGUAUCGAUGUCGCCGGGCGGACUGUACAUCGAAUCCUUUUCUCUGCAACAGCAGCCUCAUCACGGUAACCGAAAAGUGCUACCAUUGCCCACCCACGAUCUGCUGCCAACGAUCGGCACAAACUCACAUGCCACCGGAAACAGCGCUCAGCAACCCGCGAAAGAAAACGUUGCACAAAAUCAUCUCUUCGGUGGCGGUGGUGUGAAUGCGAAGGACUUGUACAUGAGUGAAUUGGACGGUCUGCGGAAGGAUCGUCGAAACGGUGGAUACUUCGUCCCAAACGAAUGGCAGCUUGAGUCACGAUUUGCGCGCAAUCUUGAAGCCAAUUUUACCACCCGUGCCACCAUUUUGGAGCGUAGUGGGCGCAAGAUGCGUGCUCGAAGUGAAUCGGAACCGCAGGAGUUUAUGUACCACAGUGCCCACAGAAAUAGCGGCCUAAUUUCCGCCAACACCAGUCUGCUCACCGGACAGCGGACUAUCGCGUCCUCCCAACGUGAUCGACAAAGUAGAGAUAAUACCUUAAAACGGACACGGGAUACCAUCUCCCCAACACUGGAAGCGGACGAAUCCUUUGCCAUGUACAGCAAUGGCGAAGGCGCCUUUGGAAACGAGUCGCUAUCAUCUCCAGCCGUCAUCUCGGUGAUACCUCUCUCCAGCCAAAAAGAUUCACCACCUUCGAAAAUAGUGAAUGCGGCAGAAGCGAUGGACGUUAGUCCAACCGACCAUCUUCAAACGACUGGUAGGGUUGUAGCCGGGCAACGCACCAAAUGUUCAAAGGCCUUAUCCGGUUCCACGACUGGCCAGCUUCGUUCCUCGAAAGUGGCAGUUAGGGCAAAUCGAAUUGCACACAAUCGGCUGAAGCCGAAACUAGCGAGUACACUUACCAGUACUGGUGUCGUCGGUACGGCUGUACCUUCCGAUGGUUGUCGGAAGUCUACUUCCCCACAACCGCUAGCUCAAAAAGGCUCGAUGACUUUGCCUAUAAUCGGCAUAGUGCACAAUACAGGCAACUGUUCGCCAACUCCGUCGGGUGUUUCGAUAGGAACGAGCGGCGGAGAAUCGGUGCACACGCAAGAUCUCGACGCGGAAACGAUCGAUCAAUCGGAUGCCGGUGACGAUGAUGACGAUCUGGACGAUGAAUGUAACGGAGAGGAUGAUGAUCUUGACGAUGAAGUUGUGAUCAGUGGCGAUGAAGUGUUGGAUGAUUCGUUGACCGACUCGGAGGACAAUUAUCGCUCGUAUCUGGCUGCGGCCUAUCAGAAGCCAAAAUCACAAUCCGGUUCACCGUCUCCGUCUCUCGGUAGCAAAACGCCCGUAGUCACAUCGAUCGGUGGAGUAAUGGGAGGAUAUGCACCGGAAGGUCCCCUUGCACCAAGCUUGUUUCCGUACGUUCCUCCGUAUCUUACGUUUGCGACGCACGAGGAGAAAGGGCCCCCGAUGCCUCCCGCCAUCCAUAAAGUGUUGAAAUGGAAGCUGACACUCAUUACCCCAAUCGUAGUUCGAAAGGUGCUACUCAACAGUGGAUUCCGUUUGUUGAAGAAAACAAACGAUUGGAUUGGAACUUGGGGAAAACACAUGAAGAGCACGUGUUUCAAAACCUUGCGACCGUAUCAAAAGUUCAACCAUCUUCCUGGAAGUUUCCAAAUCGGCCGAAAGGAUCGAGUGUGGCGUAACCUGCAGACGCAGAUGAACCGCCAUGGCAAGAAGGAGUUUGGUUUCAUGCCUCGUACCUACAUCAUACCUCAGGAUUUAAAAAUGCUACGCCAAUUGUGGCCCCGCUACAAUCAGCGCAACUGCAAGUGGAUAAUAAAACCGCCGGCGUCGGCCCGCGGUACAGGCAUUAAGGUAGUCAAUCGCUGGUCACAGAUCCCAAAGCGGAAACCAUUGAUCGUGCAGCGUUACAUCGAGAGGCCGUUGCUCAUUAACGGCAGCAAGUUUGAUCUGCGACUGUACGUGCUAGUGACAUCGUUGAAUCCGUUGCGUGUGUACAUGCACACGGAUGGGUUAGCGCGGUUCGCGUCAGUAAAAUACAGCGAAAAGUCGGAAACGCUGAGCGAUCGGUAUAUGCAUUUAACGAAUUACAGUAUUAACAAACUGUCAACCAACUACAGCCAGAACGAGGAUGCGGACGCAUGCCAGGGGCACAAGUGGACCAUCAAGUCGCUCUGGUCGUACUUUGCGGAACAGGGCAUCAAUGUCGAUCGGUUGUGGAGUGCACUGCGUAACUUAGUCCUCAGAACAGUACUCGCCGGUGAAGGGUCUAUUCAUGCACUGUCGAAAGUAAACGUGGGGUGCAAAUACAACUGCUAUGAGCUAUUUGGCAUCGAUGUGCUGCUCGAUUCAGAGCUCGUACCGUGGCUACUGGAAGUAAACAUUUCGCCUUCGUUACACUCGGCUUCCUCGUUGGAUCUUUGUGUGAAAGGACCUCUGGUGAAAGCGCUUCUAAAUACCGUUAUGUAUCAGAUUCCUCCUAGAAUACCAAUGGCCGAACAGAAGGAAAUUCUUAAAGAGCAAGGUCUCGAGGGACCACUGUGCUUCGAUAAGCGCAUCUACACGACCGGACUGUCCAAGACCGAAAGACUGAAACAUAACCAAUUCAUCCAGAAAGACAUGUCACGUGAGGAUUAUCUCAGCAGUAUAUUGGAAGAACUAACGCCAGACGAUGUGCGAUGUUUGCUGCUAACCGAAGAUGAACUUGCCCGUAGUGCACCCCUGGAAAGGAUCCUUCCGGCUCCGAACAGUCACCGAUACAUUGGGUUUACCGAGCAUCCUAGGUACUAUAAUCGAUUGCUAGAUGCUUGGGAGCAUCGGUACAGCCAAAACCGAUCGGAAGGAGUCGCACUGCUGCAGUCACUUUGUGCACGAAAAGUGCAUCUGCAGGUUCCUCCCAGCACAUUGAAAAAGGACUGCAACAAUAAGCCACAAACGGAUAGUACAAACAGUGAGAAUGGUUCACAAGACAGCGGGAUCCACACGGACCUAACGAGCCUGUCCGAACUGCCAUCGCAAGAGUCGUCUUCCGUCUAUCAAUCGCAGGAAUCGAUUGACCAACUGCCCGAGGACACGCCGCGCCGUACGGUGCCAGUGGGUUCCGUCAAAAGCACCGUAGAGCCGGCGACAAAUGACGAUUCGCUCGUGGUCACCGCUCAGCCGAUAGUAAUCCGUGCCAUUUAUCCGCCCGGCAGCGAUAAUCUGCUAAGCACUCAAACAAUACAAGUCCCAGUGGCAGUGAGCACCGAAUCUGCUGCCGAUGCUACCGUGAACGAUGCGGCAAGUGGGGACGUUCCAAAGACAACACCGACGCUUGCGGACGACGAUGGCGACAACGUGCGGUUGGGGGACAAAAUUAAGAAAAUCCUAGACGAUGCGUUACUGCUGAAACAACAAGAAUGUGGAACUGAUACGGAAAACGCGAUCAUUGUACAGGAAUAGUACUAUCGGGUUGCAUUGUAACAAACAGGGCACGUUUUCCAGACGUGCCUAACAGCAUACAAUAAUGCCGUGUGUUGUUAGGAUCGGUCAAAAUUUUCCGCACCCUGAAAAGAGAUGUCUUUUGUAUGCUUGUUAAAAGUUUGAUUUUUCGUUCGGAUUUUCCGUUUGAAUGUUUUGUUCGAUUGUGAUGUUGUUUCGUUUCGAUCACAUUCGUGCGCAUUGUUCCUGUUUGGAGCUUUAGGUGGCUCGGCUUUGUAGUAUGCGACAAAUUGCAGCACUAUCGUCGUCACACUCCUCUCUACUGAUAAGUUUUCGAUAAAGCUCGCGGUUUACAGGGAAAUUUUCUACAUAUACCAUUUCCAUGCUCAUGUUAAAUGUGUACGAGACUUGUGAUUAGAAUCGAACGGGAUUCCUCAUUGCAAUGCAGUGGGUGUGUUUCCUUUCGCGAAAAAAAAAAACAAAAAAAACUGCCAACUGCUUAAUCGUGCAGACAAUGAAACGAACGCUGUUUGCGAUGAUCGAUCCUUGACAAACGCACUGAAUCUCUCCUUUUCGAGGGACAAAUGAAAUCGCGUACACCAACUGACGGCCAACGACGCUUGUGUGGUUAGCUAAACUUAAAUUGUGAAUUAUUAGGCGUAAUCGAGCGCCUGUACCAUAAUGUGUUGAAGUAGUAACACUCAACGACGGAACCGGUCGUUAGACUACGCAUUAUAUAUAGGAAAAUAUGCGACGGGCAUUAGUAUAAACCUCAACAGGUUUAGGAUGUUUAGGAUGGCAUUAGUCAGGCGAAUUGGUAAGCAAAAACAUUUCUCCUUGUACUACUAUUUUCUUUGGCACACGGAAUUGCUCCCGGUAUUAAUGGUGUGGUAGAAGUGUGUUGUUAGUACACCAUGUCUGAGUUGGGAAAGAUUGUAAUCACUUAUGUCAAGCUCAUACAACACGGAACAGACGCCUGGUUUACGCCGUAGGAGAGAUUAAACACAGUAUGG